AUGGAUCUACAGCAACAGCGUUUACUGGCAGAAAUUCUACAGCAACCCGAACCGAAAACAUUGAGAUUGAAAGUAUAUCAAACGACACCAGAGCAUCAGCAACAGCAAAUUCUGAAUUCUGAUAUUACGGCUAACAAUUCCUGGUUCGCAUCAUUUGCUAUGCAACGAAACAGAUAUCCGAACUUCAUGUCAAAUCUGGAUUCUUCUGCUUUCCCCUUAUCUCCUAAUAGUCAUCAAAUUUUCUCUGGUUUUAAUUCAAUGGUGAACACAAAUUAUCUUCCAGCAGUUGCAUCUUCCACAAUACCACUACUGAACAUACCACUUAUUGAGGAAACGCAAAUUGAUGAACUGGCGGGUUUUCUGGUAGUAGACGAGCUACAGAAAAUGGCAAAUUCUUCAAAGCAAACAUGGCAAAAUCUGAUGCAGCAUCAAGAAAUUCAUUUACCACGGGUAACAAUAGCACAACACGGACUAUACCAGCAAGUACCGUCCGUAUCGUCCUUCAUGAAACGAUGGAUUUCGGAAUCUUUACAGCAACAAGCGGUGGUGGGAAGCACCCAAAUGACAACAGCAAUCAAACGAGCUAGAGUAAUCGUGAUCGAGCCAGAAAUGAAAUCGGCACCUUGCUGCUCUUCUAAUGUUUCUAGCGAAAACUCAACUGUUAGAAGGAUGGAUUGGUCCAAGAAAAAGAUCAAAAAACUUGGCAGUCAUAUUUAUGGGAAAAGGAAAGGACGAAAUAUUAAAUGCGAUAUCGGCAAUCAGAAUGAUAACGUUAAGAAAGAAGAUGCCGAAGAUGUGCAGUACGUGGAUGUGGAAAGUGUGGAUGAAAAGUUAGAUAGUAAAGAACAAAGGAAAGCAUUGAUCGAGUUCUACCGGAAAGUUAAAACUAUUCGAAUGAGUUAUGCGACAGAAGAUUUGCUGAUCUGUCAGAUGUGUGAACAAAAAGUACAAAAUUCCGAUUCAUUAAUAUUAAUUCAUUUAUAUGGACAUGCUGAAGUAAUGCCUUAUCGUUGUAAAAUGUGUGGCGCUAGUGAAUGCCAGCUAGAACGAAUUUAUGCUCACAUCAAACAGGGACAUCCCAAUAAGGAUCCCUCAAUAACUUAUGAAAACCGGCGAAAUAUGGCUCAGUUAAUAUCCUUGCUACGAACAUGCUUCCCGCGGAAUAUUACUAAGACAAAAGCGACAUAUUGUGAUCUGAUUGAUAAGAUAUGUGCGGUAGCAAAGAAGAAAUCAUUAGCAAAAUUGACGUGUGUGGUUUGUAGGAGAAAAAUUUCAACACGAAAGGAGUCAUUAGUGCGUCACGGCCAAGCACAUCUCCAUUACAGAUGCAGAAAUUGCGGUAUUAUAUUAUUCGACGAAACAACCAUCGUUGAACACUGUACAAAGAAGCACGGUGUCAUAGAUCCACAACGCAGAACUCAUUACGAUGCAUGCGUCAAUACUUCUGAUAAAAGAGAAAUCGCACUGAAGAACUGCUUCGGCAAUAUUUUGGAUGAAAAAGCAUGA
This is a messenger RNA of Brugia malayi, 1506 nucleotides long. RefSeq lists its product as uncharacterized. The record is from RefSeq and is a predicted model, not a curated record. The coding region runs from base 1 to 1506 and encodes 501 amino acids. The transcript has 6 exons. Lineage: Eukaryota; Metazoa; Nematoda; Chromadorea; Rhabditida; Onchocercidae.